CUGUGGGAAGUUGAUACUUCAUUAAAUUCACAAGAACUUGUAUAUAAUAAAGAUUUUAAUAAAGAUUUUAUUGAAAAUAUAUAUGAUGUUUUACUAUCAUAUUUAUCAACUUUGAUCAUUGAAAAUAAACAUUUAUCUAUUCAAGAAAUUUGA
Messenger RNA from Racocetra persica, 153 nucleotides. Lineage: Eukaryota; Fungi; Glomeromycota; Glomeromycetes; Diversisporales; Gigasporaceae. The record is from the annotation of a GenBank genome assembly.